UAUUGUGAUUGGAUUAAUUCCAUAAUCCACGGCAGUCUGUACCAUUUAAAACAGAAGCAUGCAGGUUUCUAUUUGUUUAAUCGUCUGUCUAGUGUUGAUGUCCGUUGAAGUUAGUCAGGCAAAUGAGAUAACUCCGGAAGGAUAUGGGCUAAGUCAAAAUCUUAUGAAAAGAGCUGUACCAUGUGGGGUAGAAUUUUGCACAUCUUAUAAACCAUGUUGUAAUGGUAACGCCUGUCGUGGAGGAAGAUGCAACAAUUGUGCUGGACAAAUUUGUAAAAAUACACGUGAAUGCUGUCUAGACCACGUUUGUUCUUACAAAAUUUGUAUGCGCCGGAAGACCAAUGGUGGACCAACUCAUCCAGUUUGAGAAAAUCACCUGUCAUUUAACUUUUAAAUGCAAAGCUUAAUGAAAGAAACAUAAAUCACUUAAAUAUAACUAUUAACUUUGUGUUUUUCUUUAAAACGUUGUAAUGCACUCUGAAUAAUACAAACUUAAUCCACUAUUCGCCAAAUGUAAUCUUUUUAUCACACUUUAGUUUUCACUACUGUCAACAUAAACAACUGUAUCAUAUGUAUGUUGUUGCAACCUGUGCGUUAUUUAAUAAAAUUAUAUUUUUUACACUUA
Messenger RNA from Mytilus trossulus (common blue mussel), 625 nucleotides. RefSeq lists its product as uncharacterized. Lineage: Eukaryota; Metazoa; Mollusca; Bivalvia; Mytilida; Mytilidae. The transcript has 4 exons. The coding region runs from base 59 to 367 and encodes 102 amino acids. The record is from RefSeq and is a predicted model, not a curated record.